This is a messenger RNA of Phoenix dactylifera (date palm), 969 nucleotides long. RefSeq names its product aldehyde dehydrogenase family 2 member B7, mitochondrial-like. Lineage: Eukaryota; Viridiplantae; Streptophyta; Magnoliopsida; Arecales; Arecaceae. Gene Ontology annotation, molecular function: oxidoreductase activity, acting on the aldehyde or oxo group of donors, NAD or NADP as acceptor. The record is from RefSeq and is a predicted model, not a curated record.
CCUGAGGGUGUUCUAAAUAUAGUGUCUGGAUUUGGUCAGACUGCUGGUGCAGCUCUUGCUAGUCACAUGGAAGUUGACAAGAUUGCUUUUACUGGAUCAACUGCUACUGGCAAGACUAUUCUUGAAUUGGCUGCAAAAAGCAACCUCAAGUCAGUGGCAUUAGAGCUUGGAGGCAAGUCCCCUAUGAUCAUAAUGGAUGAUGCCGAUGUGGAUCAGGCUGUAGAGCUUGCACAUUUUGCUUUGUUCUUUAAUCAGGGACAGUGCUGCUGUUCUGGGUCUCGUACAUUUGUGCAUGAAAGGGUAUAUGAUGUGUUUGUUGAGAAAGCAAAGGCUCGUGCUUUGAAGCGUAUUGUUGGUGAUCCUUUCAAACAUGGUGUUGAACAAGGUCCUCAGAUUGAUGAGAAGCAAUUUGACAAGAUCUUGGGCUACAUCAAAUCUGGCAUCGACAGUGGUGCCACCCUUAUAGCAGGGGGUGACAGAUUCGGUAGCAAAGGUUACUUCAUUCAACCUACCGUCUUUGCAGAUGUGAAGGAUGGAAUGAAGAUAGCUCAGAAUGAGAUAUUUGGGCCAGUUCAAUCAAUCUUAAAAUUCAGCGAUAUUAACGAGGUCAUACGUAGGGCAAAUGCCACUCCCUACGGGCUGGCUGCUGGAGUUUUCAGCAACAACAUGGACGCUGUCAGCACAUUGAUGCGUGCACUGAGAGUUGGAUCAGUAUUUGUCAAUUGCUUUAAUGUCUUAGAUGCUGCAAUUCCUUUCGGUGGCUACAAGAUGAGCGGGCACGGAAGAGACAAGGGCGUCCAUAGCCUCCAGAACUACUUACAGACCAAGGCAGUCGUGACCGCAUUGAAGAACCCUGCAUGGCUGUAAUCUUCUAACGUUACGGUCUUGCUAUUUGGUUUCCGAGUGUACAAAAAUAUAAAAUACAUAAAUAAAUCUAUCUCAUUCUAUCAAUUUAAGUUUUUGGGAUAA